This is a messenger RNA of Chrysochloris asiatica (Cape golden mole), 693 nucleotides long. It is a transcript of the gene NPPC, whose product is annotated as natriuretic peptide C. The record is from RefSeq and is a predicted model, not a curated record. The transcript has 3 exons. Gene Ontology annotation, cellular component: extracellular region. NCBI's taxonomy places the organism in Eukaryota, Metazoa, Chordata, Mammalia, Afrosoricida, Chrysochloridae. Gene Ontology annotation, biological process: cGMP biosynthetic process; receptor guanylyl cyclase signaling pathway. Gene Ontology annotation, molecular function: hormone activity; hormone receptor binding. Bases 59 to 439 code for a protein of 126 amino acids.
CGCUCCGCGCUCGCCCGCCCGCUCGCUGGCCUCGCGUGUCCUCCACCCUGCGGGCAUCAUGCACCUAACUCAGCUGCUGGCCUGCGCCUUGCUGCUCACGCUGCUCUCGCUCCGGUCCUCUGAAGCCAAGCCCGGGGCACAGCCGAAGGUCCCACGCACCCCACCGGGGGAGGAGGCGACCGAGCCCCAGGCUGCAGGUGGCGGUCAGAAGAAGGGCGACAAGUCUCCCGGGGGCGGCGGCGCCAACCUCAAGGGUGACCGGUCGCGACUGCUCCGGGACCUGCGUGUGGACACCAAGUCGCGGGCCGCCUGGGCUCGCCUUCUGCACGAACAUCCCAACGCGCGCAAAUACAAAGGAGGCAACAAGAAGGGCUUGUCCAAGGGCUGCUUCGGCCUCAAGCUGGACCGGAUCGGCUCCAUGAGCGGCCUGGGAUGUUAAUGUGGCGACCCCUGGCGGCGGCUUGGAAACUUGCUCCGUUGUGAUGACAUAAUCUUUGGUCACCAGCCUGCCGGAAGCUGGAAACACACCACCUCCAACACAAUGUGGCUUUUACAUUUCUUUCUUUCUUUCUUUUUUCUUUCCCUGGUACUGGGAGUACACAACACCAGCUGUUUUAUGAUUAUUCUGGAGGGGGCAUGAUUUUAUUGUUUGAUUGUUGUUGUUUUUUUCAUGAAAAAUAAAAAGUUAUAUAU